AUGAUUGAGGAAUUUGCAGCUUUGCCUCAUAAACUGGUUUUACUGUUGCCGGCAACGGACGAGAUUUUCGAUGGUUCUAGUGGAGGUUCUUCAGCAACUCAUGUUUCUAAAAGAAAAAGCAAAGGAGAAAAAGACAAUGAUGGUGAGGAUCAACAAUCUGUAAACAAGAAACCGGGUCAAAAGAAAAUCAAGGGCGACUGA
Messenger RNA from Eruca vesicaria subsp. sativa (arugula), 201 nucleotides. The record is from the annotation of a GenBank genome assembly. NCBI's taxonomy places the organism in Eukaryota, Viridiplantae, Streptophyta, Magnoliopsida, Brassicales, Brassicaceae.